Molecule: messenger RNA, 570 nt
Organism: Mucor mucedo
Lineage: Eukaryota; Fungi; Mucoromycota; Mucoromycetes; Mucorales; Mucoraceae
Exons: 3
Coding region: 109-471 (120 amino acids)
Biological process (GO): maturation of LSU-rRNA from tricistronic rRNA transcript (SSU-rRNA, 5.8S rRNA, LSU-rRNA); translation
Cellular component (GO): cytosolic large ribosomal subunit; ribosome
Molecular function (GO): structural constituent of ribosome; mRNA binding
Source: RefSeq, a predicted model, not a curated record
UUUUUUUUUUUUUUUUUUUUGUGGGUCCAAAAAAAAAGUGAAUGACUAUAGAAUUGUAGGAGGGCCAUAUCAAAAGAUCCCCCUCUUAAUAAUCGUCCAUAAAUUCAAAUGGUUGCCGUCAAAGCUCACGAACUCCGUAACAAGAACAAGGCCGAGCUCGUCAAGAUCCUUGACGAACAAAAGCAACAACUUGCCAACAUCCGUGUCCAAAAGGUCGCUGGUGGUAAGUCCCAAGAAGUUGGUGAGGCUCGUAAGAACGUUGCCCGUGUCUUGACUGUCAUCAACCAAACCCAACGUGAACAACUCCGUCUUUUCUACCAAAAGAAGGCUUUCACUCCUUUGGAUCUCCGUGUCAAGAAGACCCGUGCCAUGCGCAGAGCUUUGACUCCUUUCGAGAAGUCCAAGAAGACUGUCCGUGAACAAAAGAAGUUGGCCCAUUUCCCUCUUCGCAAGUACGCCGUCAAGGCCUAAAUCUUUUUUUCUUCUACAUAAAUUAAAAAAAGUUUAGUUUUUAUUAAACGUACCUUUCAAAACACUACACAGCAUUAAACACUUUUUUUUUAAAUCAAA